AUGACACAGAACUGCAGGAAGGUAUACAAGUCCGAAGGGUGUUGCCGACGAGAUAAAAAUAUGAUAAAAUGUGCCACGGCAGCUAUAAACCAGAUGAAGACGAUGUUCGAUACGGCCUGGUGCCCAAUAAAAGAAAAACCGGAAAAACAUCGGGGCAAGUAUAAUGGUUGUGUAAUAGACCCCGUGUGUAACAUCAGAGAAUGUCCUUUCCGUGGAACCGGAGUGGCGCCUAACGUUUUGCAGACUUAUUGCACCAAAAGCAAAGAGAAGACUGGUGGCGGAGUGGCGGACCGGGAUGCCAUGCGGCUGAAUCCGGGGGACGUGGGCCUGCGCGGUGACAGGGCCACGUUCUCGUUGGGCCGUGACCCUGGCUUGGUGCACUACGACGAAACCACCAGCCACGGUGCGGUGUACUAUAACAUGCGGCCAAAUGGGUUUCAACUGGCGGUGGAUCAAGACGAUGAGCAGGAUGGCGACAACCACGCCAUGCAGCAGCAGGAGCAGGAGCAAGAUAUGGAUCAGGAUCAGGACCAGGAUUGGGAUCGUGAUCUGGACCAGGAUCAAGAUAUAGAUCCAGAUCAGGAUAAUGAUCAAGAUCAGGACCAGCAGGUGGACGAGUCUGGAGAUCAGCAGUCGGCCAAAGACCGAAAGCAUGUGAUGGAAAUGCUGCCCGCAUCCGUAAAACCGACGCUCGGACCGGUCACCGGACUGCCCGUAAGCGACGACGAGCACGUGUUCGUUCUGUGGUUGGGCAAGCGGCCGGGCGAACCGGACGAGAAAGCCAGGCUGCAAAUCGAGGUGCGCGUGCCCAAGUGGGUGCCGGAGCCGGAGCCGGUGCCAUCCGAGACCAUGGUCGUGGAGGUACCGCUGGAAGUGACGGUGAAACCCAAGGGCGGUAAGAAGAAGAAGCGCGGCAGCUCCAAGAAGAGUAACAGCUCCAAGAAGAGUGGAGGCUCCAAGAAGAGCGGAGGCUCCAAGAAGAGCGGAAGCUCCAAGAAGCGCGGAAGCUCCAAGAAGCGCGGGAGCUCUAAGAAGAGUAACAGCUCCAAAAAGAGCGGAAAGAAAUGA
This is a messenger RNA of Metopolophium dirhodum (rose-grain aphid), 1068 nucleotides long. Its product is annotated as histone-lysine N-methyltransferase set1-like. The transcript is spliced from 2 exons. NCBI's taxonomy places the organism in Eukaryota, Metazoa, Arthropoda, Insecta, Hemiptera, Aphididae. The record is from RefSeq and is a predicted model, not a curated record. The coding region runs from base 1 to 1068 and encodes 355 amino acids.